CGUUAAUGUCGUCAUUUUCCCGCCAGUGUCUUUGUAACCGCUACCAAGCAUGGAUCACCUUCAAAGACAAUUGAGUAAUAUUUCGCUCUCAGGUGAUCAAGAUGUUCUCUCCACUUUGCAAGAUGAAGAUGUGCCUAAGCUUCUGUUCCUCUCUGUUGACCCGAGCAGAAUGACCAAGACCCAGCGGUAUGCCGACCUCUCUGGAGCGAACGAUGCCCUCGGUGCGUCUCAGGGCGUGGGGGGCAUCUUUGCUGAUUCCGAAAGUUCGUCGAAUUUAAGAUUACUUGAGAAAUUCAAGAGGUGUUUGGCUGAGAAACGGAUCACGCCCCUGAGACGCGAGUUGCAGUGCCGUCUGUUGUCUCUCUCCUGCGUGAAGCCAGACUCCAACUCCCGCAGUACACUCGAGAGUAACUUUUCCGAUGAGAGUAACGUGCUCAACGACGGCGAGGAGGACAUCCUAAGAUUCACCGAGCUCCUUGAGGUGUUCCGCUUGCCCGUCCCGACGGAGAUCAGGGAGAACUUUGAGUGCAUUAUCUCGUCCAAGAAGAUUCCUCUGACGGUGGGUCCUGAGAAGAGCGAGGGGAGCACGUUCUUCGUGGAGCCGGGGUGCACGGUCAUCGCGGAGGUAGGGGACAGCCUCUCGCCUUCGGAUGUGUUCCAGCUCUACGAGAUUCUGUCCGGCACGGCCCGGGGCGACGAGAAGGCAAGGGAACUCCUGUCUCCCGAGCUAGAGCAGGAUGCCCUCGAAAAAGUACCAGGCUUGAAGGACGUGGCGUUCUACUAUCUCGUCCUUGAGAUGCUGAGGAAGGAAAUGAUAAACCGCUUGUAUACGCACAAGCUCCACUUCCUGUUCGACCAGCUGAAGAAGAUGAAGUUCGGAGAAGGAGCCGAAGACCCGCACAUCGACGGCAUUCUGACCACCCUCGGCCGCUACCCCAUUGCCUCGAGGUCCCCUGGUCUGUGCCUCGUGUUCCUCAUGACGGAGGGGCGAAGGGGGGCGUCGCAGGACCUCGCGAAGGUCAGGGAGCUAUUUGAGAAGCAGUACAAGUACGCCUUCUUCGUGAAAAAUGACCCCACGGCCGAGGAGAUCAAGUCAAUCAUCAGCAAACUGAAGGCAGGGAGAUACAAAUACUACGACAGCCUGGUGGUGUGGUUCAUGGGACACGGAGACAAGACCUACCUGCACGUGAAGGACGGACGCAUCCACCGCCGUCUGGAGCUGAUCGAACCCGUCACGGAGAUCGAGUGGUACAUCAAGAAACCCAAGCUUUUCUUCAUCCAGGCCUGUGCCGUUAAGAAGGACCGCAGGAGAUUCUCUUCUACUUGUCAAGUAAAGGCAAUGCGAGCAAGCACAGACUCGCUCUCCGUUUCCUGGCGCGCGUCUGCUGGCUCUGAAUGGCAAGACAAGUACGCAGACUACACAGACAUGUCUCUCGUGAACUCCUUUGCAGACACGCUCAUCUCGUAUGCGACGAUGUGGUACCAGUAUGCAACCCGGGGAGAGGAGGGAUCCCUCUACGUGGACACCCUGGUGGACCAACUACGACAAUACGGUCAUAAGGAGAGUGUUGAAAACGUCCUUCAGCGAGUACACUACAACGUCAAUAUGGUUUCCCUUCUGCAUAGCGAAGAAGGGCAAGACAUAAAGUGGAAGCAGGCGCCUUUCUUUGAGUCCUCCCUCCAAAAGGUGUUCAUUUUCCCUAAACCAGAAGUGUAGAGGGAGAAAUAUGGAAAAUAUUUGAGUCCCUGGUAAAAUUUGGCAAAGUCCGACCCAAAGCAUAUUCAUGAUACAGACUUGAAUAUACACAGAAAUGUAUACAUAUCUAUCAGUUGAGACAUGCCUAUCUAUCACAUUGAUAGAUAAAUAAGUGUAAAUAUGUGAGACAGAUAGACAGAUAUGCAUUUAUUUCUGUGUAUAUGGAUGUCAUCAAAAUUGCCUCGGACAAUUUUAACAAACUGGCCGUACAAGUAUAUUAUCUGGUAUUAUUCAUGUAGUCGGUUUGUUAAAAUUGUGCACGGCCCAACGCAAUGAAUAUUCAUAUAUAGACACAUCCAUGUUUACAGAAAUGAAUGCACAUCUGUCUAUCUGUCUGAUAUAUAUACAUUUUUCUAUCUGUCUAUCCGGUAAAUAGACAUGUCUCAACUGACAGAUAUGAAUAUAUUUCUGCGUAUGUUCACGUCUGUGUAAUGAAUAUGGGUCAGACAUGCAAAUAAAUGCAUAUUUCUCUAUCUGAUAGAUAUGCAUUUAUUAAUCUAUUGAUCUAUUAAUCUCUCCGGUAUAUAUGCAUGUCUAGAUUGACAGAUAUACAUUGUUUUUGUGCAAAUGGGUGAAUAUUAAUCGGGUCGGGCCUCGCCAAUUUUAACAAAUAAAGCCGUUAGUGGUUGUUAGCAGUUGUGUUAGUUGUGAUUUGUUUACGUUUUUGUUGUGAGGUUUUUAAUUUAUUUGUUUUGAAUUGUUUAGGUUAGUUGUUAUAAACUUAUAUUUGUAUUUGUUGUGAACUGUUUAACUUAUUAUAAAUUGUUUAAUUUAUUUGUUUUUGAAUUGAUUAGUUUAUUUGUUAUAAACUGUUAAAUUUAUUUGUUUGGAACUGCUUAACUGUUAUGAAUUAUUUAAUUUAUUAUUUGUGAACUAGUUGCAUUAUUGACUAUGAAUUAUCUAUGCAAUUUCUUAUGCAAUUACACUUAUUUUUGUGUUUUUGCUUGAUUAUACCAAAGACUUCAGGAUUUUGAUAUACAAUUUGAAUCACCAAAAAUAAAUAGAUAAAUAAAAAUGAUCAGUGAU
Molecule: messenger RNA, 2782 nt
Organism: Penaeus vannamei (Pacific white shrimp)
Lineage: Eukaryota; Metazoa; Arthropoda; Malacostraca; Decapoda; Penaeidae
Biological process (GO): proteolysis
Molecular function (GO): cysteine-type endopeptidase activity
Source: RefSeq, a predicted model, not a curated record